AUGGGCUCCUCCGAUCUAGACCAGCUCAUUGAGAUGGGCUUCGACAAGGAGAGGGCAGAGCUGGCCGUGGCCAAGAGUGGUGGUCUGCAAGGCGCGCUCGAAUGGCUCGAGCAAAACCAAGACAAGUCAAUCGAAGAGAUCAAAUUGACUGCAACCAACGAUGAUGCGGAGGAGGGUCCCCCGUUGCAGCCUGGCGAAGAAGCGAGAAGCUUGGUUUGUAAUAAAUGUGGCAAGAAGUUCCGAAGCCAUGCGCAGGCCGAAUUCCACGCCUCCAAGACCCAGCACGUCGACUUUGAGGAAUCCACGGAGGAACUGGCACCGUUGACCGACGAGGAAAAGAAGGCCAAACUGGAAGCGCUUCGGGCGAAGUUGGCCGAGAAGCGGGCUGGACAGUCUGAACAAGACAAGGCCGACAAGAAGAGAAACGAGGAAAUUCGACGAAAGGGCAACAAGGAUUCGCAAGACGCUAAGGAGGAGCUCCAGAGAAAGCAGCAAAUGAAGGAGGCGGCGAAAAAGAAGCAGGAGAAGCAGGAUGACAUCGAAGCCAAACGACGCGUCAAGGCCAAGAUUGAGGCACAGAAGGAAGAACGGCGUUUGAAGGCCGAGCAGGAACGAGCAGAACGAGCUGGUGCGGCGCCUCCCUCUCAACCGGCAGCUGCUCCUUUGCCCACCAGCUCUGGCCCCGUGGCAUCCAAACCGGCUUCAGCGUACACGGAAACUCGUUUGCGAUUCCAGACCUCUAAAAGCAACGUCAUGAAGACACUCCCGGUCACUACCACUCUAUUCGAGGUUGCUUCGGCUUUGGAACAGGAGGAUGGCAUUCAAGUCCAGAGCUUCUUGCAGACAUUCCCGAGGAAGGUGUUUGAUCAGGAGUUCUUUGGGGAGUCUCUUAAGGACCUUGGUCUCAUUCCCAGCGCUAGUCUCGUAAUCCACGUUGGUGACCAACAUCGCGGUGGUCCAAAGAGCGUCAUGAUGCCAAACGCGAACGGAUCUACUACAGGAAACCCUUUCGAGGAACCCCAGCGACGCAUGAACGAAUAUACAGCCCAAGAAAUCGCCACACUACAAGCACGCCUUGAUAAGAAACUGGGCCCUGAAUACAUCUCGUCGAGACCAGGUGCGGCUGGACAAAGGGUGCACUAUCUAUCUGCCGACAAAUGCAUCAACCUGGCGAAUGAAGUGUUCGGGUUUAAUGGCUGGUCCAGCUCGAUACAGAAUAUUCAGAUCGAUUUCGUGGAAGAGAGUCAACAUACUGGCAAAAUCAGCUUGGGAUUAUCCGUAAUCGUUAGGGUUUCUUUGAAAGACGGAACUUUUCAUGAGGAUAUCGGUUACGGUCACAUCGAGAACUGCAAGGGCAAAGCUGCAGCUUUUGAGAAGGCGAAGAAGGAAGGAACUACCGAUGCUCUUAAGCGUUCGCUGAGGAACUUCGGUAACGUCUUGGGAAAUUGUAUCUAUGACAAAGAUUAUGUUUCGAAAGUCACCAAAGUGAAGCCCGCACCGGCGAAAUGGGACAUGGAUGAUCUUCAUCGGCAUCCCGACUAUGCCCCGAUCAAAAAGGAACCCGUUCAACCACGACCGGCUCCAGAAGAUGACGACCUUCCCCCUCGUCCUGCGAAUGCUCAGAGGGCAAACAGUUCUAAGGAUUCUGCGACUUUCGAUGGUGACGGGGAAUUUGGAAGUGAUCUAUUUGAUGAAGCUGAUUUCGGGGAGGCCACGAAUGGGAACCCAGAUGAAAUAGUGCUAGGCCCAGAAACGCAGAAAUUCCAACAACCUCCCACUCCCCUAAACGGACCAAAUGCCUACCGGGGACCCCAAGGGAACUACGCCCGGCCUCCGGUAAGGCCUAAUUCUGCGGUCGUGACACCUUCCAAACCGGAAAGGCCCUCUCCAGCACCUGGGGCCAGGCAAAUACCUGCACCCGCGCUCAAUGCCCGAAACGUUCCCAAUGCGGCUCCAAAUCCGCAACAAAACUUUACCAAUGCAAGGCCCAUGCCACCAGGUCAGUCUAGACCAAACCAAGCCUCUGCCUUAGCCGGCACAGGUGGUCAAGUGCCGAUCAAACGAGAGCCGGGGCCACUGUCCAAUGAAACCAAACCACAAGACAUGCUUCCUCCCGGGAGCUCACCCGCUCCAUCUGCUGGCUUCUUUUCCGCCCGGGCGGUCGACAUGCUCAGGGACAAUCCGAACCCUAUGGCGAAUGCCGCGCCUGCCUUCGAUCCUCAUGCCGAAAGUCCCUCCAUCCGCAAAACAGCGGGCGUCGACCACACCAAAAGCGUGCCGAUUUCGCGGCCUAUGCUGGCAGCGGCCUCGCCAUCUACUAAUAAUUCCCGAGACUUUGUGAAUCCCUCUACAGACGCACAUCGAAGGAUCGGCGCACCCGGGGCUAGUGGUGUCGGCAGCCCCAUGAAUAGAGGACCGUCAACUUCAUCCUAUCGCCCACUGACGCGACCCAAUAUCGACCCACGCAGCGUCAACAACAACGCAGCAGCAGCAUCAAAUGGGGCCAAUAUAGGGGCCCAGGGUAUGCCUCAUAAUAUGAACGGAAAGCGACCUCCCCUAGGGGAUGUGACGAACGCAACUCACCCCGGUGGAGGCAGUAGUGGGCCUGUUCCCAAUGGCAUUAAUGAUCCCAAGAGGGUGAAAAUGGCCGAUGGUUCAACGAUUCAACAACCGCCGCAACAACCGCUGCAAAAACCACCCCAACAACCCUAUCAGAGAUAA
This is a messenger RNA of Aspergillus affinis, 2721 nucleotides long. RefSeq names its product DNA repair protein rad52. NCBI's taxonomy places the organism in Eukaryota, Fungi, Ascomycota, Eurotiomycetes, Eurotiales, Aspergillaceae. The transcript is spliced from 8 exons. The coding region runs from base 1 to 2721 and encodes 906 amino acids. Gene Ontology annotation, biological process: double-strand break repair via homologous recombination; DNA recombinase assembly; mitotic recombination. Gene Ontology annotation, molecular function: protein binding. Gene Ontology annotation, cellular component: nucleus. The record is from RefSeq and is a predicted model, not a curated record.